AACAAGAAAUUUUUUAACAAGGGCGCAUAAAGUGCAGUUUAAGUAAUUCAUAAAAUAAAAAAAAAAAAAAAAAAAUUUUUGUCGAAUCCAUUGCUGUGUCAUUAGGGUCCCGAAAACUCUGUGAAGUCUACGGAGACAAUAAUUGAUUUGUAGUUACUUGAUUCUUCACCUCUUAUAAGUCAACUAUAUUUAGCAUGGGAAACUCGAUAGGCAAAGAUAAAGGGGAAGAAACUGUAGACGGAGGUCAACUUAUGCCACAUGGAGUAUAUAAAGGACCACAGGAUUGGGACUAUAGGAGUGUCCGAAAACUCAUCAUAGAAAGGAAAUUAGCGCCUUUUUAUAAAGGGUUAUCAGACUAUGACGAGAGUUGGAAUGAAGUUACAACUGCCUCUAAUCUCCCAAAAAAUGGCACAACAAAGGGUAAAGAGGUACCUCCGUCAAAAUCGGUAGAAGCUCAACUAUAUAAGGGUGCUAUCGAGUGUCCUAUUUGCUUUUUGUAUUAUCCGCGAAAUAUUAAUCAUUCUCGAUGUUGUGAUCAACCUAUCUGUACUGAAUGUUUUGUUCAAAUAAAACGACCGGAGAAUGGUACAUUAGGCGCAAAUAAUUCUCCAGCCGUAUGCCCCUUCUGUGUAGAGCCUAAUUUUGGUGUAUGCUACAAACCACCUACUUUCAGUGCGGGUAUCGGUAGUGAAAGCUCGCCAUCUACAACAUCACUAAAUACAAAUAAUUUAAUUCCAUCAUCAUCCUCAACUACCUCGCUUAAUCCACAAGAUGGGAAGCCUCGAAGAAAGAGUGUUAGCCAUAAGAAUCCGGAUGUUGUUACUACCGAUCAAAUUCGCCCAGAUUGGGCAGCGCGAGUCCUACAACAACCUCCUCGUCAACUUCCGACUCCAAGACGACCUACUAAUACUUCACCUUCAAGACGUAUCAUGGUUCGCCCUGGAGGAGGCGGAAGCACCUACGUGACUUCAUCAACCAAUUCUUCUCGACGUAAUAACCAACCUACUGGAGGCGAAUAUGGAGGAUACUUGGCUGCUAUGAGAAUGGGUACGGACUUGGAAGAACUUAUGGUCAUGGAAGCAAUCAGAUUGAGUCUAUUAGAACAAGAGGAAAGAGAAAGAAGAGAACGGGAAGAAAGAGAUCAGACUGAAAGAACACAGGAUGAUAAUUCUAAUAAUGCUUCAUCAUCUGACGGUUCUACAACAGAAACUAUAACGACACCUAAUCUAUCUAAUAACGAUGAAAAUGGGGAAGGAGAGUUGCUUAAUCGAAUCGAUAAUAAUUUUGUGAAUAUAGAUGAUGAGAUACUUACUUCAAGACGAGAACUACUGGAAAAUGAUGAUGAUGAUGAAAGUUCCUCUAUUUCUCAUUCACAUGAUCAGACACCAACUACUGUAUCAACACCAAUAACAGCAAGUACAGAAGAUGGUACAAUAACAAGUACAUCGGCUCCAUCGUCAAGAGGAUCGGGACCAUCUACUCCAAGCUCAACAAAUUCUACCAACGAAGCUCUAUCCCCUCCGUCAUCUCCACUUACACACAAUCAUAAUAUCACAUCAUCAACGGAAAUAUCAACAUCAGCAAGGGGUUCAAACGAUGAUUCACUUCUUCUUAAUGAAAUUGAUGAUCACGGUCAGACAUCUGAACAAGUAAAUGAUAUUAAAAAACCAACUGUAAGUAUUUUGUUGAAUAAUGCAUUAGGCGUUGAUGAUGCGCUUGUGAAAAAUGAAAGUGAUGGUGAUACUCGGGAUCCAAGAGGAGGUUCAUGGGGACCUGCUUGAUUAUUAUUGUAUUAAAGACGAUAUAUCUAAGAAUAUGAGAGUUUAGAAAAUCAAACAAACAAUAUUAUAUUUGAUAAUCUUUUAUCGUUUGAUUUAAUUUAUCAUUUACAACAAAUUGAGUCUAUUUUGGCUUAUUUAUAUAUGAAGCAUUCGUUUUACUAGCUUUUCAUAAAAUUUAAGGGCAUUUAAAGUUAGAAUAGGAAAGUGUUAAAUAUGAUAUAUAUGUAUAUGUUUUGUGUAUUUAGUAUUUUUUUUU
Molecule: messenger RNA, 2037 nt
Organism: Rhizophagus irregularis DAOM 181602=DAOM 197198
Lineage: Eukaryota; Fungi; Glomeromycota; Glomeromycetes; Glomerales; Glomeraceae
Cellular component (GO): cytoplasm
Source: RefSeq, a predicted model, not a curated record